AAAGGUUUUUUGGCAACUCUGGUGAGAGAGGAAAAAAAAAAAGGAAAGGAAAGAAAAAAAAAAAAAAAGAAGAAGGAAAGACAACUUUUCAUCAAUGGCCUCUUUUGGAUAUUUCCUGUUUCUUUGUGGGUUGAGUCAGGCUCUGUCAAGUUACCCAAUCUGGUGGUCCUUGGCAAUUGGUCAUCAAUAUUCCUCCCUGGGAACUCAGCCCAUCCUCUGCGGGAGCAUCCCAGGACUGGUACCCAAGCAGCUACGCUUCUGUCGGAACUAUGUGGAGAUCAUGCCCAGCGUAGCAGAAGGGGUAAAGAUUGGGAUCCAGGAAUGCCAACACCAGUUUCGAGGGAGAAGGUGGAACUGCACAACUGUCAAUGACAGCUUAGCCAUCUUUGGGCCUGUGCUAGAUAAAGCUACCAGGGAGUCAGCCUUUGUCCACGCCAUCGCCUCGGCCGGAGUGGCUUUCGCGGUGACCAGGUCCUGCGCUGAAGGCUCGGCCACCAUCUGCGGCUGUGACACGCGCCACAAGGGCUCUCCUGGGGAGGGCUGGAAGUGGGGGGGCUGCAGCGAGGACGUGGAGUUCGGGAGCAUGGUGUCUCGGGAGUUCGCAGAUGCUCGAGAGAACAGACCAGAUGCUCGAUCGGCCAUGAACAGGCACAACAACGAAGCUGGAAGGACUUCUAUCAUUGAACUGAUGCAUCUCAAGUGCAAGUGCCACGGCCUGUCGGGCAGCUGCGAAGUGAAGACCUGCUGGUGGUCUCAGCCAGACUUCAGGGUCAUCGGCGACUACCUCAAGGACAAGUACGACAGCGCUUCUGAAAUGGUGGUGGAGAAGCACCGCGAGUCGCGCGGCUGGGUGGAGACCCUCAGGCCCAAAUACAACUUCUUCAAGGCUCCAACUGAGAAGGACCUGGUUUACUACGAGAACUCGCCAAACUUUUGCGAGCCCAACCCUGAGACAGGUUCCUUCGGGACCCGAGACAGGAUCUGCAACGUCACUUCCCACGGGAUCGACGGCUGCGACCUGCUGUGCUGCGGCCGCGGGCACAACACGAGGACUGAGAAGCGGAAGGAGAAGUGCCACUGCAUCUUCCACUGGUGCUGCUACGUGCGCUGCCAGGAGUGCAUACGAGUCUACGACGUCCACACGUGCAAAUAAAGCAUGGCAAACGCCUUUGCUGGGCUCCCAGGGGAGACACCCAUCCCAGCCUACUUCCUCCGAGGGUGCAGACAUGAGAGAAGUCUACUUUUUGGAUAUUAAAACAAUAAAAACUCUUU
Pogoniulus pusillus (Red-fronted tinkerbird) is the source of this 1272-nucleotide messenger RNA. It is a transcript of the gene WNT3A, whose product is annotated as Wnt family member 3A. NCBI's taxonomy places the organism in Eukaryota, Metazoa, Chordata, Aves, Piciformes, Lybiidae. The transcript is spliced from 4 exons. Gene Ontology annotation, molecular function: cytokine activity; frizzled binding. Gene Ontology annotation, biological process: canonical Wnt signaling pathway; cell fate commitment; neuron differentiation. The coding region runs from base 95 to 1153 and encodes 352 amino acids. The record is from RefSeq and is a predicted model, not a curated record. Gene Ontology annotation, cellular component: extracellular region.